AUGGUACCUCCGGGUCCAGGCCCAUCACCUCCCAUUGGGGGUGGUCCUCAGUCUCUCUCACCUUCACUAAUGAGAACAAAUUCAGGAAUGUUGGGGGCUCAAGGGGCACCCAUGUCUUUGCCGUCGUCUUUCCCUUCGCUUGUGUCUCCUCGUACUCAGUUCGGCAACAUGAACAUUCUAGGGAAUAUGUCUAAUAUGACUUCUAUGCUGAAUCAAUCUUUCUCAAAUGGAGUUCCGAAUCACGGGCUCACGGGUCAAGGAAGUAGCCAACGUGGAGGGAUUGAAAGUGGAGCUGAAGCAGGCCAACUUUCUAGUGUUGGCAAUGGAUCGAGCUUCACUACUUCUCCAUCCUCAUAUGUACAAGCGAAUAUGGCCAAUGCCAGUUCCUCUGGUCAAGUUCAGGGUCAACCAUUUUCCAACCCUUCUAGCAACCAACUGUUGCCAGAUCAUCAGCAUUCUCAACAUCUUGAUCCUCAAAAUUUUCAACACAGCCAGCAGUCAAUGCAACAGUUCUCUUCUCUGAAUAAUCAGCAGCAACAGCAUUAUCAAUCAAUGCGAGGAGGAAUAGGUGGAAGUGGAAUGGGACCAGUGAAGUUAGAGCCCCAGGUAAACAACGACCAACUUGGACAGCAACAGCUGCAAUCAAUGAGGAAUCUUCCUCCAGUCAAAUUGGAACAACAACAAAUUCAAACAAUGAGAACUCUGGCACCAGUUAAAAUGGAGCCCCAGCAUUGUGAUCAACCGUUAUAUUUGCAACAACAACAGCAACAACAGCAACAACAAUUCCUCCACAUGUCGCGACAAUCUUCUCAAGCUGCUGCUGCUCAGAUUAAUCUUUUGAACCAUCACAGGCUUUUGCAGUUUCAACAACACCAGCAACAACAACUUUUAAAGUCAAUGCCUCAACAACGGUCUCAAUUACCACAACAAUUUCAACAGCAGAAUAUGCCUGCGAGGUCUCCUGUGAAACCAGCAUAUGAACCGGGGAUGUGUGCAAGGCGGCUGACACACUAUAUGUAUCAGCAAAAACAUAGACCAGAGGAUAACAACAUUGAGUUUUGGAGGAAGUUUGUUGCUGAGUAUUUUGCUCCUAAUGCUAAGAAGAAGUGGUGUGUCUCUAUGUAUGGAUGUAGCAGACAAACAACUGGAGUUUUCCCCCAGGAUGUAUGGCACUGCGAAAUAUGUAAUCACAAACCUGGCCGUGGGUUUGAAGCAACUGUUGAGGUUCUUCCCAGGCUUUUCAAAGUAAAGUAUGACAGUGGCACUCUGGAAGAGCUACUUUAUGUUGACAUGCCCCGCGAAUAUCAUAAUUCCUCUGGCCAGAUUGUUCUAGACUAUGCAAAAGCAAUACAAGAAAGUGUCUUUGAGCAGCUUCGUGUUGUUCGUGAUGGUCAACUUCGUAUAGUUUUCUCUCCAGACCUGAAGAUCUGCUCUUGGGAGUUUUGUGCUCGGCGCCAUGAAGAGCUCAUCCCCAGAAGACUGUUAAUACCCCAGAUUAGUCAGAUUGGAGCGGUUGCCCAGAAAUACCAGGCUUUAACUCAAAAUGCAACGCCCAAUAUUUCUGCUCCAGAGUUACAAAAUAAUUGCAAUAUGUUUGUUGCGUCAGCUCGUCAAUUGGCUAAAACCCUAGAAGUUCCAUUAGUUAAUGAUUUAGGAUAUUCAAAGACAUAUGUGCGCUGCCUACAGAUAUCAGAAGUGGUAAAUAGCCUGAAAGACUUGAUGGAUUACAGUAGAGAAACAGUGACGGGACCUAUGGAGAGCUUGGCCAAGUUCCCUCGGAGAACAGUUAAUUCAUGCGGAGUUCGUAAUCAAGCUCAACAGCAUGAAGAUCAGUUAAAACUACAGCAGCAGCAACAACAAAUGAUGAUGCAUAACUCAAAUGGAGAUCAAAAUCCAGUGCAAGCUGCUGCCAUGCAAAUUGCAUCCAGCAACGGCAGUCCAUAUGGAGGUUGUUCUGUUCAGAUUCCAUCUCCAGGUUCCUCCAGUACUGUGCCACAGGCCCAGCCAAAUUCAUCCCCUUUUCACUCACCACCGACACCAUCCUCAUCUAAUAACCCUUCACAAACACCUCGUUCUACUUUAACGCCUCCCAAUCAAAUGAAUACAACAAAUUCAACAGCUAAUGUUUCGCUCCAACAACAUCAAUAUCAAUCAGCUCUUUCUGGUGAUGCUGACCCAAGUGAUGCUCAAAGCUCAGUCCAGAAAAUCAUACAGGAGAUGAUGAUGUCCUCGCAGAUGAAUGGUACUGGAGGAAUGGCAGGUGUUGGUUCUCUAGGAAAUGACUCAAAGAAUGCAAGCAAUAAUCUGCCAAUGAGUGUGAAUGCAGGGCUCAAUAAUGGUAAUGGCACACUGAACAAUGAUCCAGGUGCUGGUAGUUAUGGAAUGAUGGGGUUCGGUCAAUCCACUAUGCCUAAUGGAAUGCGAGCUGCUAUGGUAAAUAAUUCAAUCACGAACGGAAGGGGAGGAAUGGCAUCCAUUGCGCGGGAUCAAGCUAUGAAUCAUCAACAGGAUCUGUCAAACCAGUUGCUUAGUGGUCUAGGAGCAGUGAAUGGUUAUAAUAAUCUUCAAUUUGAUUGA
This is a messenger RNA of Vicia faba (fava bean), 2577 nucleotides long. The record is from the annotation of a GenBank genome assembly. Lineage: Eukaryota; Viridiplantae; Streptophyta; Magnoliopsida; Fabales; Fabaceae.